Molecule: messenger RNA, 1515 nt
Organism: Pichia membranifaciens NRRL Y-2026
Lineage: Eukaryota; Fungi; Ascomycota; Pichiomycetes; Pichiales; Pichiaceae
Exons: 1
Coding region: 1-1515 (504 amino acids)
Molecular function (GO): aldehyde dehydrogenase (NAD+) activity
Source: RefSeq, a predicted model, not a curated record
AUGGUAUCAACAUUACCUUUGAUUUCGUCCAUCGAGCUUCCGUCAGGCGCAAAAUAUGAACAGCCUCUUGGUUUGUUCAUCGACAAUGAGUUUGUGAAGCCUGUCUCAACUGCCGGCAAAGGUGAAAAGCUGAUCACUGUCAAUCCGUCCACUGGCAAACCAAUCACUGAAGUCUACUGUGCGAGCGAAAAGGACGUGGAUGUUGCUGUUAAGGCCGCAAACAAGGCCAUGGAGACCUGGAAAAGCGUUGAACCAACUGUUCGUGUGGAAUUGCUGUUGAAAUUGGCAGACUUGGUUGACGAGCACACACAAACCCUUGCUGCAAUCGAGGCGUUGGACUCGGGCAAGCCCCUCAAUUCCAAUGCUAUGGCAGAUGUCGAGUCCGUAGCCUCCUACUUGCGUUACUGUGCUGGUUGGGCAGAUAAGCUCCACGGUAAGCAGAUUCCGAUUAGCUCAACAUGCAUGGCAAUCACAAAGAGGGUCCCUUUGAUCGUCGGUUGUAUUGUGCCUUGGAAUUACCCAAUUAGUAUGGCAUCAUGGAAAUUCUGCCCUGCUCUUGCUGCAGGUUGCACAAUUGUCAUGAAGAGUAGUGAGAUUACCCCUCUGUCUUUGCUAUACUUUGCCCAACUCGUGAAACUUGCUGGAUUUCCUCCAGGCGUCUUCAAUGUUCUUUCCGGGUAUGGUAAAGACGUUGGAUCAGCCAUUUCAAGACACCCAGGUCUGGGUAAAGUUGCAUUCACAGGAUCCACUCUUACGGGUAAGAAAGUGAUGGCUGAUGCAGCUAACUCCAACUUGAAGAGCGUUUCGUUGGAAUGCGGCGGAAAAUCGCCUUUGAUUGUAUUCGAAGACGCAGACUUGAAAGAAUGUGCUAAGUGGGCCAGUUUUGGUGUUAUGUACAAUACCGGUCAAAAUUGUACUGCUAACUCCCGUAUUCUAGUCGAUGAAAAAAUCUUUGACUCUUUCUUGAAAAUAUUUCUCGGUCAGCUCAAGAAGGACUGGAAGCUGGGUAACGUUUUCAGUGAGUCAACUACAAUGGGUCCCGUUGUGAGCCAGCAACAGUACGAUCGCGUACAAUCAUACAUCAAAAUUGGUGUUGAAGAAGGUGCAACAUUGCACCAGCCAUUGCUUGACACCACACCUUCAGCUGGCUUCUACAUUUCUCCAAGUGUUUUCACCAAUGUCAAGGAGGACAUGAGAAUUGUUAAGGAGGAGAUUUUCGGUCCCGUAGUGACCAUUUCCAAAUUCUCAACUGAAUCUGAAGCUGUGAAAAAAGCAAAUGACACAAUUUAUGGUCUAGCGGCUAUGAUCUUCACCACUAACUUUGAGCGUGCAAAUAGAGUCGCAGACCAAGUUGAAGCAGGAAGCAUCUAUUUGAACAGUUCUAACAACGAAGAUGUCAGAGUUCCUUUCGGUGGUAUGAAGAUGAGUGGUAUCGGAAGAGAGUUGGGUGAAGAAGCUUUCAACUUAUAUACCGUUAGCAAGAGUAUCUACUACAACUAUGGUUCCAAAUUAUGA